Molecule: messenger RNA, 1305 nt
Organism: Arachis ipaensis
Lineage: Eukaryota; Viridiplantae; Streptophyta; Magnoliopsida; Fabales; Fabaceae
Source: RefSeq, a predicted model, not a curated record
CUAGCCAAAAGAAAGUUUUUGAAGUCUGAAGCGUGAAUUUACUCAGUUAAGCCACUCGAUGCCCAACCUUACUUACUCUCAAACUAUGACAACGAUGACCACAACGACGUCGUCUCCACCACUUCUGUGCUCCUUCCUCGCACCGAAACAAUUGCUCCUAAAACCUUCACUCUCUCUUCCCCAAUCUCCCAAAUCAAAACCGCUCCUCAACUCUUUCUCCGCAAAACCACCUGUCUCCAAAGCGAGAAGCACCAAUUCGAGGACCGUUUUGUGCUUCGCGAGUCGCCGAAAACCGGUUGAGUUAGCCGAAGCCUCGCCGGAGGCAGGUAGCGAUGGUAAUUUCAGGAGAAUAUUUCAAAUAGCAUUGUGGGUUGCAGAGGCCGUCUACAUUUUGUGGCUCUUCUUGCUUCCUUAUGCCCCUGGAGAUCCUGUAUGGGCAAUCAGUUCUGAAACAGUUAACAAUCUUGUGGGUCUUUCGCUCAAUUUCUUUUUCAUCCUGCCUUUCAUGAACUUUGUUGGCAUUCAUCUGAUUGAGGCCCCAGUUCUUCAUCCCAUGGCUGAAGGCCUGUUCAACUUUGUGAUUGCCUGGACAUUUAUGUUUGCCCCAGUGCUGUACACAGAUUGUAGGAGAGAUAGAUACAAGGGUUCUUUAGAUGUACUCUGGGGCCUUCAAAUGUUCCUCACAAACACAUUCUUGAUCCCAUAUAUGGCAAUCCGAUUGAACAAUGCUGACAAUGUCAGUGGUCCAAGCAAAAGGUCGGAACUGGGUUCCUUGAUGACCAAUGGUGCCUCAUAUGUUGGACUCAUUGGUGGGAUUACAUGUAUUGUGUCUAUAUUGUGGGCUCUAUAUGGCAGAACAGAUGCAAAUUUUGGUGGCAUAGCAGAUAGAUGGGAAUUCCUGGUCGGUUUCUUCGGAUCAGAAAGGUUGGCUUAUGCCUUCAUAUGGGACAUAUGUCUUUACAUGAUUUUCCAGCCAUGGUUACUUGGAGACAACCUCCAGAAUGUUCAGGAAGACAAGGUUGUCUUGGUAAAUUAUCUUAGGUAUAUACCCGUGGUUGGGAUAAUUGCUUAUCUCCUUUGCUUGGAGCCCAAAAAAGUUUAAGUGUUUAAUCAGUUUAUCUUGCAUGGAGAGCUUCUCAGCCGAAGGAGUCUUGAACAUUUUUUUAAGUGUUACUGAUUACAAAAUAUGCAAAUCAAGUGCACUUUUGUCAGUUCCUUCUUGUGGAUAUUUGUAAUCUCUUGAAAUUUUAGGCAACUUUAUUGGAGCAAUAAGAUGUAGCUUUAUGGUCCUAAGCCUUCACUUGC